AUGUCUGACUUCGAAGAAAAUCCCGACGAAUUCACAGUUGAAAAAGUUCUUCGAGUUCGAAUCCGCAAUGGAAAGAAAGAGUAUUUUCUUAAAUGGAAGGGAUAUCCUGACUCUGAGAACACUUGGGAGCCUGAGGAGAAUCUUGACUGCCCAGACCUGAUCAAACAGUUUGAGGACAAUGCCAAGAAGCUUGCCAAACCACGUCCCGCUGGAAGACCGUCGAGCAUUGCUUCCAGUGACAAUGGUAGUGUCAGAGAUGCGGAGAUCCCGAAACACGAUUCCUUGCCACCCUCAGAACAGGACUCUUCCAAAACUGGCGACACAGCUCCGAAGAAGCGUGGCAGAAAACGACGGAAUCCCACUUCACAGGAGUCAGAUGCGAACAAAACUGGUGAUGAGCACGAGGAGGAGGAGGAGGAGGGUGAGGAUGAAGAGGAGGGAGAAGGGAGUUCUCCGGCUAAGCGUCAAGUACUGUCAGAACUACCCUCGGUAGGCGGGAAGGUUCGUGGUUUUGAACGCAAUCUCAAGGUGGAACGCAUUAUUGGUGCUACAGAGUCCUCGGGGGAGCUUAUGUUUCUCAUUAAAUGGCAAGGGAUCGAUAUUGCAGAUCUUGUUCCGGCCAAGGAGGCCAAUGUCAAGUGUCCUCAGGCGGUUAUCAAGUUCUACGAAGAGCGGUUAACCUGGCACACUCCGGAUUCCCAAUCAUCUCCAGCCAGAACGUAG
This is a messenger RNA of Echinococcus granulosus, 723 nucleotides long. RefSeq names its product Chromobox protein. NCBI's taxonomy places the organism in Eukaryota, Metazoa, Platyhelminthes, Cestoda, Cyclophyllidea, Taeniidae. Gene Ontology annotation, biological process: negative regulation of transcription by RNA polymerase II; chromatin organization. Gene Ontology annotation, cellular component: pericentric heterochromatin; nucleus. Gene Ontology annotation, molecular function: chromatin binding. Bases 1 to 723 code for a protein of 240 amino acids. The record is from RefSeq and is a predicted model, not a curated record. The transcript has 3 exons.